This is a messenger RNA of Chlorocebus sabaeus (green monkey), 585 nucleotides long. Its product is annotated as thioredoxin reductase 1, cytoplasmic-like. NCBI's taxonomy places the organism in Eukaryota, Metazoa, Chordata, Mammalia, Primates, Cercopithecidae. The record is from RefSeq and is a predicted model, not a curated record.
GAUACACGGGCUGUUACUUCGGGGAUGUCACCGAGCGCCCCGCCCACCGCGCGCCCCGCCCACGGCGUUCUCCGGCCCGCGGCCGGCAGGGGGCGCGCGGCCUCCGCCAGGCGUCCUUCGUCCCCGUCAGUUCCCACAGGGCCUUGUGCGAUAUGGGCUGCACCGAGGGCAAGGCGGUGGCGGUAGCCGCCCCACCGGAGCUGCACACCAAAGGCAAGAACGGUGGUGGCCGCCGUACGUCAGCUAAAGAUCAUCACCCUGGUAAAACUUUGCCAGAGAACCCAGCAGGAUUCACCAGCACGGCCACUGCAGACCUCAGAGCCCUGCUUCAGGCCUAUAUAGACGGUCACUCUGUGGUCAUCUUCAGUAGGUCCACAUGCACACGCUGUGCUGAGGUAAAGAAGUUAUUUAAAUCUCUGUGUGUUCCUUAUUUUGUGCUUGAACUUGAUCAAACAGGUAAGUUUCUGUUUAAUAUGUAAAUCAUAGCUGCUGACUGUACAUUUUAUUUUAUUUAUUCUACCUGGCUUUAAUUUGUCUUCCUUGAGGUUUUUAUUGUUUAGUGAGCACUUGCUAGCUCACUGGUCA